UCAAGGCAUCUCCAUUAGGCCAAAAUCAGCAGGAGCCUUGAAAUAAGGCAAAAUUACUUCAAAGGAUUGAAACUUGCUGUGUAAACAUGCAUGGGAAGGAAGAGGCAGAGCAGGGCUGACACCCUGUGUCAGGGCUGGCCAACCCAGAGCUGACUUGCAAGGGCUGACACCAGCCAGGAGAUAAAUUGCGUCCACAAACUCAGGGAUGUGCUGCCCUGAGGGUUUGUCCAGCCUAGCACCCCCAGCCCCUCUCCAGAGGGCUUUUGCUCACCCUGGCACACCUGGCCCUUCUCCAGAGAGGUUUGCCCAGCCUGGAAUACUCUGAGCCCCUUUCUGAAGAGGUUUGCCCAGCCUGGCACCCCUGGCUCUUCUCUAGUGGGAUUUUGCCCAGCCUGGCACCCUUGCCUCCUCUCCUGAGGGAUUUUGUCCAGUCUUGCACCCCAGGUCCCUCUCAGGGUGGGGGUUUGCCUAGCCUGGCAGUGCCCAAACCCUCUCUGGAGGGGUUUGCCCAGCCUGGCAUCCCCAGCCCCUCUCCGGAGGAAUUUUGCCCUCCUUGGAACACUCUAGCCCCUCUCCGGUGGGCCUUGCCCAGCCUGGCAUCCCCAGCCCCUCUCCAGAGGGGUCUGUGGCUCAGUUCCCAGGUCCCUGUAGCUCUGCCCAGCUCUUCGAUCGCUGGCCCCGGCCAUGGCGAGAGCGACCCUGCGCCUCCCGCAGCGCUCCCUGGCGGGCGGGACCAGCAGCGUCCUCAGCUGAAGGGGAGACAGCGCCCCAUCGUGGGCGGUCCCGCCCAUUCGCAUUGCGCAUGCGCCGCCGGCAGACGGUCACGUGGCGGAGCAGCAAGAUGGCGGUGUGCGGAGUGUGACCGAGGAGCCCCCCAGUGUGCACGGACCCGCCUGCGCCAUGGUGACGGAGCAGGAGGUGGAGGCCAUCGGCCGCACUCUGGUGGACACGGCACAGCCCUUGCCCACCCGGUUCCGGGCCCUCUUCACCUUGCGGAACUUGGGCGGCCGCGCGGCCGUGGAAUGGAUCAGCCGUGCCUUUGAAGACGGCUCGGCGCUGCUGAAGCACGAGCUGGCCUUUUGCCUGGGCCAAAUGCAGGAUGAGGCGGCCAUCCCGGUGCUCAUCCGCGUGCUGGAGGACACGGCCCAGGAACCCAUGGUCAGGCAUGAGGCAGGUGAAGCCCUGGGUGCUAUCGGGAAGCCCGACGUGCUGGAUAUCCUGAAACACUAUUCCCGGGAUCCUGUGAUCGAGGUGGCAGAGACGUGUCAGCUGGCUGUGAGGAGGCUGGAGUGGCUGCAGAACAACAAAGAGAAGGGAGGCACCAGCCCAUACCUCUCUGUAGAUCCUGCUCCCCCCGCUGAGGAGACGGAUGUUGCCAAGCUCCGGGAGAUCCUCCUGGAUGAGUCCCAGGAACUGUUUGACCGCUACCGGGCCAUGUUUGCCCUGCGGAACGUGGGGGGCCAGGCUGCUGUGCUGGCACUGGCAGAAGGGCUGCGCUGCGGCAGCGCGCUGUUCCGCCAUGAGAUCGGGUACGUGCUGGGGCAGCUGCAGGACGAGGCGUGUGUCCCUCAGCUGACGGCCACGCUGUGCAGCCGUGCCGAGAACCCCAUGGUGCGGCACGAGUGCGCUGAGGCGCUGGGCUCCAUCGCCCGGCCCUCCUGCCUGCGGGCCCUGCGCGCCUUCGCCGGUGACGAGGAGCGCGUGGUGCGCGAGAGCUGCCAGGUGGCCCUGGACAUGUAUGAGUAUGAGAACAGCUCCCAGUUCCAGUACGCUGACAGGCUCUGCAAGCUGCAGGCCUCCUCCUGAGCCUGGUCUGGGGGCACUGAGGUGGAUGUGCUGCCUCCCACCCCCUCCUGCUGCCAGUGGCACUUUCACAGCCACCACUGUUGGUGCGGAUCCGUGCCUUGCUGCGCGGAGCUGGAGGAGGGACUGGUUUUGAUCUCUGGCACAAUUACAACCACCUUUUCCCUCCAAAUCCAGGCUGAGCUGCUACUUGCCUACCCCACUUCUCGCCAGCCACUGUUUCCUGGAUCUGCCUCUUUUUCCUGCCAGGAUCAGCACUGCCUGUGCGCAGCGUGGCUUGGGGCUUGGACCAGGUGGGCUCUGCUUGGCAUGUCAGAGCCUGCUGCAGCUCUGCAGGGCUUGGGUCUCCCCUGGAUUGGUGCUGCCACGUUGGCAGCUCCAUUCUCCCCAGCUGAGCUUUGCUGGGGGCUAAGAUGGGCUUUGGGAACCUGCUCUUGUGGGCUAUGGUGUUAGGAUGCUUUGAUAUUGCUCUCAGUGCUGGUGCCAAGCUGGGGCCCUCCUCGCCUCCGCAGUGGGUUCGGCUUCUCCUGUUGGGACAGGCUGGAGCUGAGCCUGUGGCAACCUCUGCCCCGGGAUGGGGGUUGUUUCAUGGCAAAGUUGGGAAGAUACGGCUGGAUUUUUUUCUGCAGGGAAGGGCGCUGCCAUUAGGGUGGGCAGGGUGAGGCAAAGCCUGCCUGGGCUUUCUCCCAUGUUUAACCAGGGCCAGAAGGGCUGAGACUGCUGCUGGCACCCAAAUCCCUCAGCCAGCCCAGCCUGGGCACUGGGGUUUGGGGUUUGGCAGGGAAUAAAGCAUCAGCACAGGAAGCUGGA
This is a messenger RNA of Catharus ustulatus (Swainson's thrush), 2613 nucleotides long. RefSeq names its product deoxyhypusine hydroxylase (gene DOHH). The transcript has 5 exons. The record is from RefSeq and is a predicted model, not a curated record. Bases 901 to 1806 code for a protein of 301 amino acids. Gene Ontology annotation, biological process: peptidyl-hypusine biosynthetic process. Lineage: Eukaryota; Metazoa; Chordata; Aves; Passeriformes; Turdidae. Gene Ontology annotation, molecular function: deoxyhypusine monooxygenase activity.